Anneissia japonica is the source of this 1541-nucleotide messenger RNA. Its product is annotated as putative tRNA (cytidine(32)/guanosine(34)-2'-O)-methyltransferase. Gene Ontology annotation, biological process: tRNA methylation; cytoplasmic translation. Bases 155 to 1156 code for a protein of 333 amino acids. NCBI's taxonomy places the organism in Eukaryota, Metazoa, Echinodermata, Crinoidea, Comatulida, Comatulidae. The record is from RefSeq and is a predicted model, not a curated record. Gene Ontology annotation, cellular component: cytoplasm. Gene Ontology annotation, molecular function: tRNA methyltransferase activity. The transcript is spliced from 10 exons.
ACGCCGAAUCGCCAGCAGCCCAGCCUAGCCGCACGUCUGCAGCAGCAGGAUCAGUCUAGGUCCACUAGGUCCUGGUCCUAGCAAAGAUUCUCCCUAGUCAGCACUGUCGUCGAGAGUGCAAAGCGGCCUACAAAUUUUGUAAAUAAACUGUACAAUGGGUAGAUCCUCAAAAGAUAAACGUGACAUUUAUUAUCGCCUUGCCAAAGAAGAAGGAUGGCGAGCACGAAGCGCGUUCAAAUUAUUGCAGAUUAAUGAAGAUUUCGAUAUAUUUUCAGGUGUUACCAAGGCCGUGGAUUUAUGUGCUGCCCCUGGUAGUUGGAGCCAAGUGUUAAGCCGCAAGCUAAGGGCUAAAGAAGAGACACGAGACCAGGUCAAAAUUGUUGCUGUUGACCUCCAAGCAAUGGCUCCACUUCCAGGCGUUAUUCAGCUUCAGGGUGACAUCACAAAGGUGUCAACGGCCAAUGAAAUUGUCAGUCAUUUUGAAGGAGAGAAAGCGGACCUUGUGGUCUGUGAUGGAGCACCAGAUGUUACCGGUCUUCAUGAUAUAGACGAGUACAUACAAGCACAGCUUCUUCUGGCAGCUUUGAACAUCACAACUCAUGUAUUAAAAUCAGGUGGUACAUUUGUUGCCAAGAUUUUCCGAGGUAAAGAUGUGACGUUACUUUACUCGCAGUUGAAGAUCUUCUUCCCGACUGUUACUGUAUCAAAACCAAGAAGCAGUAGAAACUCAAGUAUAGAAUCGUUUGUUGUGUGUCAAGGAUACUCGCCACCAAAGGGCUAUAUUGCAAACAUGUCAAACCCUCUACUAGAUCACCACUAUGAUGUUAAUUUCAACUCUUUGACGGGAGUGAAUCGUGUUAUUGUCCCUUUCCUGGCAUGUGGGGAUUUGAGUGCCUAUGAUUCAGACAAGAAUUAUCCUCUAGAGCUUGAGCUCGGUGCUGGUUACAAACACAUAGCUCCGACCCAGCCACCAAUCAACCCGCCCUACAAAACAGCAUGCAUGCUCAAAAAAAAUGACCAGCUUGCAAAGCAGAGUGUAGCAAGUUACUCAUCCAUACAAGAGCAAGUUUCAGGAGCUUGUAAACAUUCUCCUUCAAGCUCAUCUACAACUAGUGAUGUUAAAAAUGAAGAUGGGGAUGUAGAACCAACGAGUUGAUAUAAUAAGGAUCUCAAAUUCUUAAUUAUGGAAAUAUGAGGCUUGACAUGCCAAAACCAGCAUACAAAAAAAACCAACAUUGACUUAGGUUAUUUACUGGAAUCAACGCAUCGCCAAAGUUAUGAGUAAAAGUAUUACGGCUUCCCAGUACUAAAGUAUACUGCCUCAUUCUUAUGCUAAUUACUACAGUAUGCUGGGUUUGGGAUGGCAAAGUUGUAAAUAGUUGGAGGGUGAAAAAAAAGCCAGUAAACCCUUGCUCAAGAUUAGGCCAAAAAAUAAGUUUGUUUGCCCUCCUCCACCCUUUUAGCUUUUUUCUUUACAAAUUAAAUGUGAAUUUAUCUUUAUUUUUUGCCAGAUGCCCUACAAAUUAGUCUAAAGUUGUUGU